Molecule: messenger RNA, 1686 nt
Organism: Mustela erminea (ermine)
Lineage: Eukaryota; Metazoa; Chordata; Mammalia; Carnivora; Mustelidae
Product: HLA class II histocompatibility antigen, DP beta 1 chain-like
Exons: 5
Coding region: 65-835 (256 amino acids)
Biological process (GO): peptide antigen assembly with MHC class II protein complex; antigen processing and presentation of exogenous peptide antigen via MHC class II; positive regulation of T cell activation
Cellular component (GO): membrane; MHC class II protein complex
Molecular function (GO): MHC class II protein complex binding
Source: RefSeq, a predicted model, not a curated record
CCCAUUGAGUGAGAGCUGCUCUGACUGCAAGUGUCUCAGCCCCCAUCCUUUCCCAGGCUCCAGGAUGGUGGUCUUGAGGAUCACUGAGGUCCCAGGGAUGGCAGCCCUCAUGAUGUCCUUGGUGAUGCUGAGCUCCCCUUUGGUUCACAGCAGAGACAGCCCAGAUCUUUACGUCUACCAGAGGCGGAGCACCUGCUUGGAGUUAAACGGGACGCACCGCUUCCUGGAGCAAUACACCUACAACCGAGAGUUGUUCGUCCAGUUCGACAGCGCCGCGGGGGUGUUUGUCGCCGAGUCCGAGCUGGGCCGCAUAACUGCCAGGAACUGGAACAUCCAGAGGGAGUUCCUGUACCUGAGACGGAGCGCCGUGGACUCCGUGUGCAAGCACAACUUCGACCUGGACGAGGGUUUCACGCUGAAGCGCCGAGUCCAGCCUCAAGUGCACGUUUCCCCCUCUAAGAAGGGGCACCCGCAGCACCACAACCUGCUUGUUUGCCACGUGUCAGAUUUCUACCCAGGCCACAUUCAAGUCCGCUGGUUCUUGAAUGGACAGGAGGAAACAGCUGGGGUUUUAUCCACCAACUUGAUGCAUAAUGGAGACUGGACAUUCCAGAUCCUGGUGAUGCUGGAAAUGACCCCCCAGCAGGGAGACGUUUACAGCUGCCAAGUGGAGCACCCCAGCCUGGACAGUCCUGUCACCGUGGAGUGGAGGCUACAAGCUGAUUCUGCCCGGAGCAAGAUGCUGGCUGGAGUCGGAGGCUUUGUGCUAGGAUUCAUUGCCCUCGGAAUGAGCUUCAUCCUCCGUUUUCGAAGCCAGAGAGGGCUCCUGAACUGAUCUCAGACAUCACAUGUAGCCUUGGAAAAAGCAGUUCUGAUAUUCCUGUUGUCCAGCAACCUCCCACAUCCAGAAAGGACAUAAUGGCUAAAUUGUGCUCCCUUAGGCCAGUUUCUGAGUCUCUGCAUUUUAUUUCAACAUACUUUCUCUUUCUCAAGUUCUUCCAGUCUAUAGAGUGACCUUUCCUGAGGAACAUAAACCAUCUAAACCGAAUGUUGCUUUUCUUUUUUUUUUUUUUUUUUUGAGAGGAAAUAGAUGGUCAUGGGCCAUGCUUACGGUUGAAGGGUUUGGUGAUCACUGGACAAGUCACUGUUGUUUUAUCUAGUCAUGGAGAAAUAAACUUCUUGAUGGUGAUCAGUUCUCCCUAUUGAGCCGGAGGCCAACUGAUAGUGGACCCCCUAAAAUUUGCUUUAUAUCAUUGUAGAUGACCAAGUUCAUGCUGCAUUCUUACCAGUGAAGGGUGGAACCAUUACCCCUAGAAAUUCCAUGUGGAAAAGACACUGAGCUUGGACUUGACAUUCAUACAGGACUGAUAAAGUGAUAAAGUAUGCCAGUCACUAAGAAUAUGCUUUCCAAGUAUAAAAACCAACAGAAGAUCAGAAUUGUAUAUACAGGUGUAAUAUGUUAAUAUUAUAGUUCUUUUUUAAUACUAUUCACAUCGAGGCAUAAAAACAGACUUACCCCAUGACUCUCUGUUUAUCAGAUCACCCGAAAUUCUUUCCCUUCCUGAGUCAGGAAAUAUAUCUCCAGUUCCCAAAGGGCCAAAGACAAGUGUAUACCAGAUUUUUAAAAAUUUUUUUAUUGUUUUAUUUUAGUCACCAUACAGUACAUCAUUAGUUUUUGAUGUAGUG